Rotaria sordida is the source of this 342-nucleotide messenger RNA. The record is from the annotation of a GenBank genome assembly. NCBI's taxonomy places the organism in Eukaryota, Metazoa, Rotifera, Eurotatoria, Philodinida, Philodinidae.
AUGAAAUCAAUCAUUAUUGUUGCUAUUUUAUUUCUUGUUUAUGUUGCUCUUUAUGGAACACUUCAAUAUUAUUCUCGUGGUGCAUGCUCAAUUAAUUGUUCACAGUUGAGUAAUACAAUAAGAUCUCGUACUGAUAAUGAUAAUAGAUUUUGCAAGACUGCAUUUCCUGAUGAUGUCAGCCGUGGUUGUGCUAAAGAACAAUGUAAUGUUCAAGUCAAUGCUAAUUCAGUUUUGGCUAAUGACUGUUGUGAAAAAGAUUUGUGCAAUUCAGUAACAACAUCAAAACUAAUAUUUAACAAGCUCUUUAUAAUCAUUGGUGUUUUAAUUUGGGAUCAAAUAUAA